Molecule: messenger RNA, 3934 nt
Organism: Xyrichtys novacula (pearly razorfish)
Lineage: Eukaryota; Metazoa; Chordata; Actinopteri; Labriformes; Labridae
Source: the annotation of a GenBank genome assembly
AGCGUCUUCGGGGCUAUGCUUUAAGUGGUGCACGCUUUAUCAGCCAGUUUGACUUGCGGACUCCUCCACGCCGAGAGUGCGGGAUCAAUCUGCGACUUUGUCUAUUUUCACUACAUCACAAAGAGGCUUAAAAGGUAGGAUAUUUUCUUUUUAAGUAUCUGCAUGUUAUAACCAGUGUUGUUUUUUCUCGAGUACUCCGUGGAUAGUUUUAAAAAUUGUUCAGCACGAGAGGGAGGCGGGGUCGCCUGCAUGAGUUUCUUUGUUCGUUUUCCUCUAACCAGCAUUUAUUGGUUGUUUUCAAACAUUUUAACGUUGGAAAUCUCAAUAAUUUGGAUUUUCUCACCUAGUUUUGUUGUUAAAUUGCAAUAUUUCAAAUACAUGCGUUUUGGUUUCCUGGAUUUGAAAGAAAGCGUGGAAAUGUUGGUGGUUGUUUUUGCAAAAUGAUGAAAAAUGCAAUCAAAGAGAAAUCACACACGGCAGAUUGCAAAUCAGGGGACUGGCACGUUUUGUUAAGUGCAUUUUCAGUGUUGUUUUAACACGUCCAGAUUUAUUUAAACUAUAGUAAACAAGUGAAGGGAGACAGGCAUUGAAGAGUAAGCAAAGAAGAAUCAAGCAAAGAAAUGCUUAAAAUGUCCAUAUUGCACGUUCAAACCGCCCUCUAUAUGUGCACACACGGUGUAAUCCUGACUCUGCGUAGCACAUGCUGUACAUUCAACACGGGAUGUGUGUUAAGAACAUCAUGUACCAUAACUCCCCAACGGGAAAGCUAUACGCUCAACCAGUUGUGUGAUCUCUGGCACAUUUGAGACACUUUAUCUUUUGCCUUUCUUUUGCUUGAAUAACUUCAAAUAGUUUCAUAUUCAUUAAUUUAGGAGAAAAGCAACAAAAUUCAGAUUUGUAACUGCAACUGUAAUGUUAUGUAAUCUUGAGCUCAAAGUGUUUGUAUUUACACACUGGGGGGAAAAAAACAGGUAUUUAAUUAGUUGGAAUAAUUUGUUGUUUUAAUCUUUCCAGAUUUAUCAUGGGAAACAGGCUGAGCAGAAGGCGAGAUGCCCCGGCCGUCAGUGCUGAAGCUGCUGCCCCCGAACAGAAGACUGCAGAGGAGCCAGCAGCCGCACCACCAGCAGCAGCAGCAGAAGCGGUGGAGGACUCUGGGUUAACGCAAACUCAGGAGGCUGUUGACGUACAGAAUCUGGAGGUGGUUGUUGGGGAGGUGGUGACACCAGUGGCAUGUUUACCAUCUGAACCGUGUGUGGCAGUUAGUCAGGAGGUGGAGGCUCCCGCUGCCCCUGAACCAGAGCCUGCAGCAAAGGAAACCCCAGCCCCAGUCCAACCCGAGCCUCCUGUCCCAGUCAGCGAACCAUCACCUCCAGAACCAGAACCAGAAUCUGUUGCCGAGCCAGAGCCAGUCCCCGCAGCUCAGGUUGCCCCAGAGCCAGCUCCAGAGCCCAUUCCUGAACCAGAACCUGUUUCUGAGCCCGAGCCUAUCUCAGUCCCAGAGCCAGAAGUUGAGGCAAUUCCUGAGCCACUUCCUGAGUCAAGCCCAGCCCCAGUUGAGGAUCUGAUUACUCAAGAGCCUCUCCCAGAGCCAAUGCUUCCUUCACCACCUCUGAUAGACCUGGGUUUCCCUGAUGCUACUCCUGAACUGGUCGACAUCCCUUCCAUCCCCGAACUUGUUCCUGCAGAUGAGCCCUCAGACGUCCCGGUUGUCGAGGAGUGCCAAGACGACAUUGCAUUCCCCGCGAUUCCAACAUUGGAGCCUGAAAAGCAAGAGGAAAAUUGCGAAUUUGUGGUGAAGCAGAUUGAGGUUGAUGCUGAGGAUGACUUGCAGAAGCUUGUGAGUGAUGUCAACAUGGAAAGCGUUAAUGGACUCCUAAAGAACUUGGAGCUGAAAGGAAAUGACCUUCUCACUGAUCUCAUUCCGACCGAUGUCAAGAUCUCAGAUGACAGUCUCAUCACAAACAUGAGCACCUCCACCGAGCUGAUGUGAAUCCACAGAGGAGAAAAAUCUGAAAGAAGUGAAUGGAUGUUUUCUGUGAAAUCCUCUCAACCCUGAUAUGAAGUCUGAAAGAAUCACAGACACAAUGUUUGAUUUACUUACAUCUUAAGGGGCAUAAUCAAGGCAAAACUGGCUUUUUUUUCUGUCAAUGAUCAUGUGCCAAAUGAACUAUGGAUCAAACUGGCGUCUUGAUACACAAAAUUACGUAUUGACACACUCUAUGUUUUUGAUACAUUUAUAAAGCCACCAGGUGUCUGGGUGAGGGGUAAAGGAGCUCAAACAACACAGGAGACGUGUGAACUUGAGUUUAUCGUUGGACAUCAGAGAUUUUUCUCUAUGCAAAUUCACUAAUCAAGAUUUUAAAUGUUUUUCUUUUUUCAUUGCUAAUUAAAACCCGGUAUAAGAAUAGUGUGUAAAAUGAAAUUUAAAACCUCUUUAAGGUGUUUAUGGGAAUGCACAGCACUCAUAAGUUAAUGCAAAAUGACAGGCAAGGGACAGUAGCAAUGCAGAGAUGGAGACAGUUUGUGCAGACUGCUAUUUAGCAAAAAAAAUAAAUAAAUAAAAUUUAAAAAAAAAACAAGGGUCCAAUAAGCAUUUACUCUUUAACAUACUUAUGUUGGAUUCUUGCAGUAUUCCUCUAACAGGUGUGAUCACCACUUAAUUGUUAUUUCAAUACAAUGAGAUGGUGUUUUUUUUUUUAACCCAAGUUGUGGCUUGCUUGUGAAAAUAAAGAUAUUAUUCCACGUGUUUUGGUCGUGUUUUGUUUUUAGUUUUUACUGAACGAGAAGAUGAUAGAAGUAAAGGGAGAGGUUAGCUCUGUAUUUUGCAUUCACUAGCUGUGAGGCUAUAAAGCUUAAUUAGAUAAAUGCUCAUUUCUAUACUUAUAAUGUGAUAUGCUGUAUAAUUUAGAAAGCCUGGAAAAAUGCAAGGCAUGCGUUUGUUGUUGCACAGAAUGGAGCGGCUGGUGCUUUCACCAUUAUGUGGCAUGUUCGACAACACACCAGUAUACAUGUAUAGAACACAGUGUACAUAUGGAAAUCAGAUUCCAGCCAACACAGCACAGAGCAUGUAUGAAAGACAGUCUCACAGUCUUGUGGGAGAGAGGAUGAGAGGGGAGGGGGGAGAAGCAGAAGGGGGAGAGACGAAGCCACAUUCUUUCCAAAGGAAGACGGUUUUCGGGGGGCCUGGGUCAAAAGUCUUUAGUGUGACUGCAUUUCAGUCCAUGAGAAAUCUGCUCCUCACAUGCCUCUCCCACCACACUCCCCCCCCUGUCCUCACUGCAUUGCUAUCCAGACAUCUUGACUGAGUAGUCAGUAGAAUGGUAUGAGGGGCCAUUUCUGCUUUUGUGGAAAUAAAACGUUAAUAGUUUUUGUCGUUUCAACAGUGAAACAUCACUGAGAAAAGGAAAAACUCUACACUCAUCACUGAGAUGUACAGCAUACAGCUGGUCUGAUAAACUUCGUGACACAAAGUAAAGUCAAAACAUCAUUGUGCACCACUUGUGUCAUAAUCGUAUUAAACCCCACUCCCAAUGUUGUCUUGUUCAGCCACACCUAGCUUUAAAGCCCUAUUAGCCUCGGGGUAUGGCGAGUGGUUAAGUCCCAUACUUCUGGCAACACACUGAUGAGUCUCAGUGGAGUGGGAGAGGCUCCCUUCAGACAGUGAUCUAGCUGUUGGAGAGAUGCAGUAAGCAGAGAAAGAGCUGCUUCUAGAUUCAUGCUGAGAAAAGAUAAGCAGCAUGAUUUGUACUAUUUGUGAUUCCUGUCAUACCAGAGACUCUCAGCACAAUAAACAGAUAGUCUCUACUUUUCUUGUUGAUGUGCACUGAUGGUGAGAUGUUCAGAGUGGCCCAUGCAUGAUAUGGAGUUCUUGAUGGUCAAACUAGAGGCAGGAUAGUGUUUUUUUUUACCCUACUAAAGAAAUGUUGUCACUCAA